Messenger RNA from Funneliformis geosporum, 447 nucleotides. NCBI's taxonomy places the organism in Eukaryota, Fungi, Glomeromycota, Glomeromycetes, Glomerales, Glomeraceae. The record is from the annotation of a GenBank genome assembly.
AUGUCUGGGAUUACUGCGGUUGGCGCAAUCACGAACGAUGAAAGUAAUAAUAAUAUGUUGACACCACCUAACACGACUCCUUCAACGCCAGCGCAAAGGAUUAAAAACGUAUCAUCGAGCUCACCAGAUAUUAUCCAAGGGGUGAUCUUACGUUCUUCUCCACAAACAAUGACCAACACUAGUCCCACAUCGUAUGGAACUUUAGAAUCACCAAUUUCCAAUCAGUCAGUGAGUAGUGGCCAAAGCCCAACCAUUUCCGAUCCCGUAACACCUAUCUCAAGCCCUGAAUUUUCAAAUUACGUUGUCGAUACGAACUCAAUCCGUAAUUUUAAUAAUUGCAAUAUGCAUUUUAAUAAUUCGGCUUCCGAGAACCCACUUUUGUUUUAUAACGGUCCAGUGCAACCUUAUAUCGAACAAUACAAUAACGAAAUCUCGUAUAUUAUUUAA